This is a messenger RNA of Scatophagus argus, 2649 nucleotides long. RefSeq names its product olfactory receptor 142-like. The coding region runs from base 1615 to 2538 and encodes 307 amino acids. NCBI's taxonomy places the organism in Eukaryota, Metazoa, Chordata, Actinopteri, Scatophagidae. The record is from RefSeq and is a predicted model, not a curated record. Gene Ontology annotation, molecular function: olfactory receptor activity; G protein-coupled receptor activity. The transcript has a single exon. Gene Ontology annotation, biological process: G protein-coupled receptor signaling pathway. Gene Ontology annotation, cellular component: membrane.
GGAGCUUUCUAAUAAAGACUGCUGUUGCGCAACUAUCUCUGCAUCUGAGUCCUAUUGAGCCCGAUCCUGACACUGUACAGCAUACCAGAUCCACUGUCCUUGGACCCUCGAAACAAGUUAAUGAGUUACAGGGCAGGAAAAAACAACAUAAAUUUUUUAAAAGCCCUCAAAUAAAAGAUCUGCAUCACAAAUUAAUGACAUUUAAGGCAUGUGUAAAAAAAUUUAAUGCAUUUUCUCUGAUAAACUAACUUUAAAUGAUUAAAAGUCAUGGUCAGAUUUUACUUAAAACCAGGUUGAAUACUUUCAUUCGGAGUUUGAUAUAUUAUUAUUUAUCCAGUAAUUGCUGCUUUAUUAGUGGAAAAAUCUAUUGUAGCCAGACAUCUUUAAAUCUUUCACAAUGUCUAGUGAAAAUAAUUUGAAAUAUAUAAUGACACCAAACAUAGAGCAAUUUUUCACAUGAUUAUAUACAAAGAAGUGCAAGGUAUAUUUAAGCAAUUUGCUAAGAUUGAACUUGAGUAGAAAAAGUGACUGAUGUCGCAGGGCCUUGCAGUGUGUUGUGUGUGGAGGACUAAUCACAGUGGAUCAGGAUCAGAGCUGCUGCUCAGCUGCUGAGAGCUGGGAAGCUCUGGAGGAGAGAGCUGCUGCCACGGGUGAAGCUUCUCAAUGUAUAAACAAGCAAAUUCUGCUCUGAUCUGAAGACAUUUACUGGCAGAAUAGCUCAGUUUGCUUUGUCAACUCUUUGGACUGAAAGCGGAUUUGUCUUCACCUUGCUUGCUGUGUAUUAGCUUACAGCUAGUGUUCAAUAAGGUGUUCUGGCUGUAUCGGUAAAUAAACACAAACAAUCCUGUGACCAAAGCAGUAUUAUACUUGAUUGCUGAGUCUCAUUCCCAGGAAUUUGACUGGAAUUUCUCACCUUUAUGUGGAAUGUUGAAAUCUUCUUGGACACAUGAACUGACACCAACAAAGACCUCUUGCUGAACCUGAAUAGGGCUCAAGGCGUUCAUUCCUUUUAGUUUAAAUACCUAAACUGAGAUGUUUUGACACUUUUAAGCACCCUUUCAGUUAGAAAUCAGUAACAACCAGUGUGUCCUUUGGUAAUAAGGUCAGACUGCUGCUGUGGGAGUCUCCUGACUUGAAAAGGUUAUAAGCAAACAGAGGCAGAGUUUCAGCUCAGUUAGGAGGGAAUCACAGUGUGACUACAGUAGAACAAUAGAUAAGUGUUAGGAUUUCUGCAAUUUAUUUAAUGAUGUUGUUUUUAUAUCAGACUUUGUUUUAAGCAAAAACAAAAAAAGAAAGAAAAAAAGGAAUUUUAGAACAAUUUAAACCUUUCUGAAAACUCUUGUGCAACUGUUGAAUAGCUUUAUGUUGUAUCAUCUCUUCCAAACUUUUCACUGAAGCUACAUGAUGUUUGCAGGGUUGAAACCAACCAUUCCACCAAAUGGAAAUACACUGAAGGUCUUGCUUAUCUUUUUAUACACAUUUAUUCAAAGUCAUCCUGACAUAUUUUGUAUAUUUGGCGUCUAUCUACAUGUAGCUGAGUUUAUUGUCUGUUAAAAGGGCUGAAGAGAUUUAAUCAGGUUGUAAUUAAAACUGUUGUUUUUUUCUCUGCAAGUCAUGACAAACUCUACACGUGUUCCAUGUUUCAUACUUGCUGCCUACUUUGAACCUGGGGUUUUUAAAUACUUGUAUUUCGUGAUUGUCAUGUUGUUAUAUAUUUUAACUGUUUGUGCGAAUUUAUUUCUCAUUGUGGUUAUCUGCAUGAACAGAAGCUUACAUGAACCUAUGUACAUUUUCCUGUGCAGCCUGUUUGUAAAUGAACUGUAUGGUAGUACAGGGUUGUUUCCAUUCCUGCUGGUUCAGAUCCUCUCUGACGUUCACACUGUUUCUGCUUCACUUUGCUUCCUGCAGAUUUUCUGUGUGUACACAUAUGCAAGUAUACAAUUUAGUAAUUUAGCAGUCAUGUCUUAUGACAGAUAUCUUGCUAUCUGUUGUCCUCUACAAUAUUAUAAAUGUAUGACGCCUAAAAAGGUGGCCAUACUUAUUAGUCUAACAUGGUUGUAUCCAUUUCUCGCUAUUUUUAUUUUGAUAUCGUUGAGUGUUCCUUUACAGCUGUGUGGGAACAUCAUUAACAAAGUGUACUGUGAUAACUACUCUAUUGUAAAACUGGCCUGCUCUGACACCACAGUCAAUAAUGUCUACGGGAUAGUUUACACCUUAACAACAGUUAUUCUUGUACUUUUAAUUUUUUACACGUAUAUAAAGAUUCUUCAAGUUUGUUUUUCUGGUUCCAAACAAACCAGACAAAAAGCUGUCAGUACCUGCACACCUCACCUGGCUUCUCUGAUCAACUUUUCUUGUGGUUGUUUCUUUGAAAUAGUGCAGAACAGGUUUGAUAUGAGUAGUGUUCCCAUUAUGUUACGCAUUUUUUUAUCUACAUACUGGCUUACAUGUCAGCCGCUCUUCAACCCUGCAUUGUAUGGCCUGAAUAUAACCAAAAUCCGCGUUACAUGUAAAAGUGUUGUCUUUGGUAAAAUGUAACCUUAUACACUUUAAUGAUAUGUUUGUACUUUAUUGUAUGUCUGUCCAGAUAGAUUCUUCCUCUGUUGUUCUUUUUUUAGUUUUGUUUCCCAUUAAAGGUUUCUUCUUGAU